AAGAAGACGAUGACUAUAGUUGCUUUGUGUUUAGCAUAUUUUCUUUGAAGACAGGAUGGCUGAGAAGAAGCAUUACGAAGGCUUUGAUAGAAAAGGAUGGUAGAUCAGAACCAUAAGCUGAAGGCCUUCAUAAAGAACUGAGGUUCUUGCUUGGGAAUAUAUAUCGUCCAGACUGCACGAGGGAGGAAAUUAUACAGGAGAAAUGGGCCCGAGAAAGAAGUCUAAUAAACUCCAGCCUUUUGUGGUCAGCAGUGGAGGGGAACUGGUCCAAAGAGCCAGUGAGCCCAAAGACUACAUCAAUGAGCUGUCCCAUGAAGUCCUCUGUCAUAUAUUCAGGUAUCUCCCCAUGAAGGAUAUCAUAUGUAUGGAGUGUUUAUCGAGAAAGCUUCGAGAAGCUGUAACUCUGUACCUGCGAGUAAUUAAAGUGGUGGAUCUAUGUGCUGGCCGCUGGUGGGAGUAUAUGCCUUCAGGCUUUACAGAUAGCAGUUUUUUGCUACUUUUGAAGAAGAUGCCAGAUCUGGAGCAGCUAUAUGGUCUCCACCCACGAUACCUGGAAAGGAGACGAGUCCGUGGUUUUGAGGCUUUCAGUAUACCAGGAGUCCUGGAGGCCCUACAGGCCUGUCCGAAUCUGCUGGGUGUUGAGACUUCACACCUGGAACUGGUGGAAGCCAUAUGGAACUAUAUGCCCCAGGUUCACAUUCUGGGAAAGUUCCGCAACCGUAACGGGGCUUUUCCCAUUCCUGCUGAGAACAAACUCACCAUCCCCAUAAAUGCUAAGAUCCAGACUCUACAUCUGGUGGGUGUAAAUGUCCCUGAGAUCCCCUGUGUAUCCAUGCUGCGGCACCUUUACCUGAAAUGGGUUCGUCUCACCAAACCGCAGCCGUUUAAAGACUUUCUGUGUGUGAGCCUGAGGACCUUUGUCAUGCGCAACUGUGCAGGGCCAACCAACUCUCUCAAAUAUGUUCCCCUGAUUACUGGUUUGGCUUCAGCCCGGAACCUGGAGCAGCUGGAGUUGGUAAGAGUUCCCUUCCUGGGAGGGUUGAUCCAACAUGUGGUGGAGGACAGCUGGAGGUCAGGAGGAUUUCGGAACCUUCACACCAUUGUGUUCGGAGCCUGUAAGAAUGCUCUGGAAGUGGACUUGGGCUACCUCAUCAUAACUGCUGCUCGCAGGCUUCAUGAGCUCCGUAUCCAGCCUUCACUGACAAAAGAUGGAGUCUUCUCAGCUCUUAAAAUGGCUGAACUUGAGUUUCCCCAGUUUGAGACGCUUCACCUGGGCUAUGUGGAUGAGUUUCUGCUCCAGUGUAAAAUGAGUCAUUCGGAGUUGGUGAAGUAUGGUCUGGCUGAUGUCAUUGAGAACCCAGGCAUCAUCACUGAUAUUGGAAUAAAGGUGGUGAAUGAGGUGUUCACCAAUAUUAAAUACCUGCUAAUCUACAACUGUCCUCACCUCCACAACCCUCACCACUGGCUCACAGAUCAGUCCAGAUGGAGUCGUCUUGUUGAUCUCACGCUUGUUCGCUGCCAUGCCAUCAAACUGGAGUCUUUUUCCCAGUUUGUAGAGUUGCUGCCCAGUCUGGAGUUUAUCUGUCUGGACCAAAUGUUUAGGGAACCACCCAAGGGAUGUGCCAGGGUGGGUCUGAGUGCAGGAACUGGGAUCGGUGUUUCCUCAGCACUGGUCAGCAACCAGAACUCCAACAAUGACAACGAUAACCAUCAUCACAAUGAGGCCAACAUGCCUCCUGCUCCUCCACCUGUCAACAACCAAAGGCGGCAGCAGCAGCAACAUGAUGCACCAGUGGAAGUAAAUGGGAUGGAGGAAGAGGAUGAAGAGGACGAAGAGGAGGAGGAGAACGUGGAAUUUGAGCCUCAGAUAGAGCUGAAAGGAGCAGACGAGGGGAUGGAAGUUGAAGGAUGUGAUAUGGCUCCAGGGCCCAGUCGUCAGGCUAUAACACCACAGCCACCUGAUGAGGAACAAGCAGGUCCCAGUGGUUUAAUCCAGCAGUGCAGAUCAGCUAGUGCCACUGUUCCCAAGCCCUCACAGGUCAUCUCAGACUCAGACAGUGAGGAAGAGGAAGGCCUUGUUUCAAGAUUAAUGCCACCUUCAUGUUUGGAGCAGCCGGCCUCCUGUACAAAAGGUAAAGGAAAGACUCCCCUGAGGCGGUGCAACAAUGUGGCUGUAUCUGUGGCAGUCUCUGAUGAGCCAAGGGCUCAUGUUGCAGAGGGCAACUGUGAGAAGAGCUGCCAGGUGACCAGUGAACAGAUUAAGGCAGAUAUGAAGGCUGCUACUGAGAGCAGCAGGAGGACUAGCAGUAAAGGAAUUACUCCUGAGGCUGUGAAAGCCACUGCAAGACCAGGAGCUAACAGUGGGACAUCAGAGGGUACUAGGACUGCUGGGGUAGCAUCAAGGGCUGGAGUGAGGACAACCACUGGAUCCAUGGCCAGAGUUGGACCUCCAAGAGCUACAUCUGGCCAUGUAGGUGGAUAUGGGAGGAUGGUGAUGGAUGCUACCUGUGGAACAGCCACUGACAGAGCUGCAGGAAUUGGCAGGGCUAAUGAUGGCACAGAGGGUCCUUCUGCCCCUCUGAGUUCUAGUCCGGCUAAUGUGGACAGUCUGGAGCCCAGAGGUGCUGCUGUAAAUCAGGAUCCUAGGAGACCAGCACCUCAGGGUGGACAGGGGGAGAGGCAGCCUGCCCCUUCUGGAAAUGCAUCUGUGAUUAGCUCAGGUUUACAGCAGGAUCAGGCCAUAAAUGAUAACUUUGUUCCAAGGCGACCCUUAACCCGAUCUUGCACUCGCAUGUCCUCUGUGUCGUUGGUAUCGGAGACAGAUUUUUCAAGAGCCAGGUCUCGAGCAGCAGUGAAGAGGAAACGAAUGGCUGACAAAUCAACCAGCACUUCAGACCCAGUCACUGAGGAUGACCAUGUGCAGGUUUUGUCUCUGAAGAGCAAGAACCUGGUGGGAAUCACUCUGACCAACUGUGGAAUCACUGACCUGGUCCUUAAAGACUGCCCCAAAAUGAUGUUCAUUCACGCCACCAGAUGCCGUGUGUUAAAGCACCUAAGAGUAGAAAGUGCCCCCAUAGUAAACAGAUUUGACUAUGCUCAGUGUAAGAAGCUGGACAUGGAACAGGUCCUGGAUCAGAUACUGAGAAUGCCUCCUGAGAGGAAUCGCAUAAUCUACAUGCGUCCUAUGCACCAGAUUGACUCGGUAGCAUUGGAGCAUCAGCUGUUCCAGGGGCCUUAUCCUUAUCAUAUUGCUAUAGUACAUGAAUUUAGCAAUCCCCCAAAUAUACGCAACAAAGUUCGCAUUCGCAGUUGGAUGGACACCAUAGCUAACAUCAGUCAAGAGCUAAUAAAGUAUGAGUUCUUCCCAGAAGCCACCAGGACAGAAGAAGAUGUGAAAAAGUUUCCCAAAUACCCGUGGGGUCGAGAUAUCUACACACUGGAGGGAUUGGUGGAUGGUGCUCCCUACAGCAUGAUAACAGACUUUCCUUGGCUUAGGACUCUGAGAGCAGCGGAUCCUAACAGCUACGCCCGCUAUGACUUUGAAGAUGAUGAAAGCACCACCAUCUACGCCCCACGGCGUAAAGGACAGCUGUCUGCUGAUAUCUGCAUGGAGACCAUUGGGGAGGAGAUUUCAGAACGCCGACAGAGCAAAACAGGAGUAUUUCAGAGAGUAGUGGUCCUCUUCCUCCAUCACUGUGAUACACCAGGAGAACCUGUGGAUGAUGAUUACAUCUAGAAACCAAAGAAUAGUGUGAAUAAAAGGGAUACCAACCUUGACACUCCUGCUCCUGACUGUGAAACCACUUGGUUUCCUUUGUAAAUGAGAAAGUGGGUUACCUGUGGAAGCUGCAGGUCAGCACUACAUUCUUACACACUGACAUGUACUCAUGUCAUAAUAGCAUAUGACUCUACUAGCUUUGUGGAGAAGGAAUAACACAUUCUAAGGCCACUCACAAGGGGGCGCUAGUGAACUGGAACUGGACAGCUAAAGACACUAUCAUGUUGACAUGCUUUGGGAAAUCUCAACAAAGACUUUCCAGUUUUUUGAUGUUUCAUUUGGCACACACUGAAGGGUGACUCCUGCUCAGUUCUGCUUUUCUCAUUUUUUGAUCAGAUAUUACCAACCUGGUAUAUUCUAAGAAUAAAUAAAAUGGAGUAAAAGAAAAAAGCUCUAAUAUAUAGUUUUGUUCCACAUAAAGACUUUUCCUGAGGCCUUUACUGACAGCAUUGUCUGCACUGCUAGUUUUUGAGUUCUGUUUUCUGUCAUGCUGCUGAGAACGUGUGGUACAGAACAAUGCUUUAAGUAUUGCUCUGAUUUUUGUUCUGUCUGCAACCAUCGUUGUGGAGAAGAAAUUAUGCUUUUUAGUUAAGUUUCAAGUUUUCUUUUUGAAUCCAUAUCCUCUUUUUUUUUUUUUUUUUUUUUUUUUUUGUUGAUGGCUUUGGGUACUGGCGGGUUUGUCAUGUGUUGGCAUUUUAUCAGCAAGCACAAUGCAGAAAAAAGCCAUCUUUUUUCCUGGAAGGAGAUUUAAAACAAAGAAACAAACAAACAAAAAAAAAAAAGAAAACGUUAAUAGCUGAAUAUUUUCCAUGUGGCUGAGUUUUAGUCAUCUUUGCAUGCUAGGCCUUUUCAACUGAAGGCUCUUAUGCCAGGAUACUACAAUAAUUCCGCUGAAAUGUAUGAAUUACACCACAUUCUCACUCAACCGCACUAACUCAGACAAGGAUCACAGCAUUGCUGUGCAGAUAGUUUAAAUUAUAGGGCUUUAUAAUGUUGACCUGACACAUUUACAUUGCAUAACCGGCGCUAACGGCUUUGUUGCAGCUGAUCAUCUCUGUUCUGAACUUUCCCAGUGAUUAAGCAGCAUGCUUUUGGUGCUUUUACAACUUCUAAUCCAAUUGUAUGUAUGUAUAUCACUGAUAGUUUGGACUGGUAGAUUCAUGGAUUCACUUGUUUUAAAUGUGUUUUAACAUGAACAAACCAACCAUUUAACCCAUUGACCAAUUAGUUUUAUUUUCUUUCCUGAAGAUUACUGGUAUACAUGAUGUAGGCUCAUGAUUCCCUUUAGCUUUUUCACAGAAUUUGACAGUUGGUUGCUCAAGAUUGAUAUCAUGAGCAGCCAACUGUCAUAUCAGUCACAAUGAACUGAAUAUGUAAGGCAAGUCAAGCAUUCUUUUUGUAUUUACAACUGUGUAUAUAUGUCAUUGGAUAGCAGUAUGCUUCAAUUGUGUUUAAAUGUUUAUACAAUAAGAACAAGAUUGUUUCUCACAUCAAAAAAUAAAAAA
Molecule: messenger RNA, 5283 nt
Organism: Archocentrus centrarchus (flier cichlid)
Lineage: Eukaryota; Metazoa; Chordata; Actinopteri; Cichliformes; Cichlidae
Gene: fbxo38
Product: F-box protein 38
Exons: 22
Coding region: 203-3736 (1177 amino acids)
Biological process (GO): SCF-dependent proteasomal ubiquitin-dependent protein catabolic process; protein K48-linked ubiquitination
Cellular component (GO): nucleus; cytoplasm
Molecular function (GO): protein binding
Source: RefSeq, a predicted model, not a curated record